UGUAGAGAGAGAGAGAGAGAGCGCGCGAGAGAGGAGGAGAUUGGAGAGCAAAGCUGAACUUUGGAAUUUGGAUCAAUACAUAAAACCUUUCUGGUACCCUAAAUGGAGAGUUAGGGUCCAAAGAGAGAACUAGGAGGAGAUCAAGAAGACUCAGUAAUAUUACCAGUCACCGGCUAAUCGCUCUCGUCUUUCUCACCCAACUCAAAAUGAUAUCCCAAGAAGAAGUUUCAAGAUCACUAAGAAAUGUUCAACCAGCUGACUACAUAUUCAAGAUAGAGUCUUUCUCCUUACUUUCGGAAACAGAGUUUGAAAGUUAUGAAUCAAAUGAUUUUGAAGCUGGUGGUUAUAAAUGGAGAUUGUCUUUCUAUCCGAAUGGGAAUAAGAAAAGAAAUGUGGAAGAUCACAUCUCAUUUUACCUGCAAAUAGCUGAUACAGAUAAUCUUCUUUCUCCUUGUUGGGAGGUUAAUGUAAAUUUCAAAUUAUUUGUUUAUGAUCAUAUCCGCGACAUGUACUUAAGCGUCGAAGAUGCUGGACAAGUAAGGCGCUUUCAUUGGAUGAGGACUGAAAAUGGUUUUGACCGUUUUCUUUCACUGGAUACAUUCAAAAAUGCUUCAAAUGGGUACCUCGUGGAUGAUUGUUGUGUAUUUGGAGCAGAGGUUUUCGUUAUUAGAAACACAGGCAAAGGCGAGUGUCUGUCCAUGAAAAAGGAACCAUAUUACAAAACCAGCUACACUUGGAGGGUUGGUGAUUUUUUAAACCGAGAAUGUCUUAACUCCAAUGUGUUUAAAGCCAAAGAAUGGAACUGGAGGCUGCAGCUCUAUCCCAAAGGAGAUGAAACGACGGAUGGCCAAUGUGUAUCCCUUUAUCUUAAAGUUGUUGAUUGUGAAACGCUUCCUGUGAAUUGGAAAUUGUAUGCAAAAUGCAAGUUGAGGAUCAAACGCUACGAUAACAUCUAUGAAAAAGAAGUUUAUUGCUGUUUUCGUGCCUCGUGUGAUCGUUGGGGUUUCCGGAACUUCAUGCCGAGUAGCACGCUUGAGGAUUCGGUAACAAAGUUACUUGGAGGCAAUGAAAUAACGGUUGAAGCUGAAAUUGAAAUCUUGUCUGUGAUUAAGAAUUUAACAUAAAAAAAGUUCAUAUUACCUUAAGAAUUGAGAUACUCUUCUUGAACUGUUGUAUUUGUCUAUGUAUAUAUAUAUAUAUAUAUGUAUGUAACAAAUAUGAAGUGGUGUGUCGGGAUUCAUCAUUUCUAUCUUUACUCAGUUACAAUAGUAAACUUCCCUGCUCUUUGCUAUUCUCAUA
Cornus florida is the source of this 1299-nucleotide messenger RNA. RefSeq lists its product as uncharacterized. The transcript is spliced from 7 exons. The record is from RefSeq and is a predicted model, not a curated record. Gene Ontology annotation, molecular function: protein binding. NCBI's taxonomy places the organism in Eukaryota, Viridiplantae, Streptophyta, Magnoliopsida, Cornales, Cornaceae. Bases 207 to 1124 code for a protein of 305 amino acids.